AUGAAGAUCGGAGAAGACCAGUGGGUUGAUGCUGAACUUGCGCCGGCUUACGCCUACGCACGGGCAUCCAAGCUGUUGAACAUCCCAGAAGAGUUUCGAGCGAAGAAGAAGCAACUCCAGCAAAAGGCUUCGAAGCCGUGGCCACCUGCUGGGUAUCCAUGGGCAGAGACAGGGGCCCAACCACCAAAGUCGGAAGAGUCACUACCUGAUGUGGGUGGUCCUACUGGUUUUGUGGCGGAACCCGCCCCAAAGGAUGACGAUGUUAUCGUUACUCAGGGUGAAGGCACUGAAGCCACAGAGCCUACUGAGACCAUUGAGCCUACCCAGAAAAAGAUUGCCAACGUCAAGAAGACUUGCGCGGGCAAGCCGGGUUGGAUCAGGCGCACUAAGCGAAACAUUUUCCGUGAGUUCAUCGAGGAGGAUGAAUCGCACACCAAGAACAAACAUGUCAAAAAGGCUGACACUGACAAUUUCGAUAUGCUGGGUGAAGGUACCUCGGGGAAGAACAAAAGGAAGUCAGUCCCUGAUGCCACCCGCGAGCCCGAUGAUGAAGUUGAGAAGAACAUCAAGUCAGCGAAAUCUGCAGCCCCGCAUUCCAAUAAGGAUUCUGGGGAUGAGGCUUCGUCGUCCGACAGCGAUGACGGCAAGGAGCAGGAGAAGGUGCUCAAGCACCUCCAGUUCCCAGAGAUUGAAGGUGGCAGCUUUUCUGCCAACAUGUGCCCCAAGGUGUUGCGAUGCUUGUCCAAGAGGUUGCGCGACAAAGUGGAAGGCCUCAUCAAAGAGUUUGGUGCGGUCCAGGACCGAUUGCAGAACAGCUACACCAAAGGGUUGGUCGACGGUUUUGAUCGACCGCUGGUUCCUCAGGCAAUUGAAGCUUAUGCACUGGAUGAUCGUAUCAAGUGGGGCUCCCAGUUAAUGACUGUCUGCAAGCCUGUGAAAACCCAGGCGCACCCGAAGGCCACCCCCAAGGCCAAGGCAAGUUUGGCAAAGGCCAAAUCCGCACCGGCCCACACGCCUGGCAAAGGCCAGAAAGCCAAGGACCAUGCCUGCAAAGUGAAACGGUCAAUGGUCGCGAGCAACCUCAGCCGAAAACGGGACAGAGACGAAUUGCCAUCUGAAGAAAAGUUGAGGGAUGUACGGAAUUCAGAACGUGACCUCCACAAGCACUUUGUUCGCUUGGGUUUAUCCUUACCGGUUCCUAUUCGAAAGCUAGAGCACACUCUGUCGGAUGGGGCAUCCGUGGUCACUGAAUACAUGAACCCAUCAGAUUGGCUAAGUUUACUUUUGAAAAGGUACCCGCAACUCAUUGCUGGGGGCGCUUCGCCUUUAGAGGAUCAACUGGAAGGAUUUUGGGAAGCCUACCGCCUGCAGCAUCCAUCCCAUGAAGUUUUUCAAAAGCAAUGCCAGCUUGGGGUGAUGAGGGCCGAGGGCCCAGAAGGAGUGGCUACUUGGAAGGUACCAUUGAGUGCCCCCUUGGUCUUUCAGAGCAGGAUGUUGAUUGCUCUUGCUGUCAUUCACUCCAGUCUUUGCCCAGCCACUGGCCCCCAACAAAUUGAUUGUUUGACCCCAAAGAUGCGAAAGAUUGACAAGCUGGGGACAAAUUACUAUGGCCAUUCCUUUUUGAAGCGCUACUACCUGUUUGGGCUUCCUGGGUACCUGUAUGAUGGCAAGCCUGGAAUAAUUGAACAACAUUUGGAGGUUGUGGCUGCUGAUCUGGUUUCUUUUUUCAAUACAGGAGUUUUUGUUGGGGAGAAGCAGUACUUUGGUGCUUUAAUUGCAUCAAAAGGAGACAUGAAGUUCCAGUCCAAGACCAUUGCUUGGAUGAACCGGUCCUACAAUAACCUUGGAACCCGAAACCAUGCCGGAAUUUGUAGCCUAUGCAAGGCCGGAGAGGCCCACGUCCCCAUGGAAGACGUGCAGCUGGAACCGCAGUGGAAAGGCACCAUGUACUUGGAGCGACCCUGGAGUGAUGAUUGGGUUCCGGCUUUCACAAAAAUUCCCUUUGAUCCAGCUCGUCCGGAAUGGCUGUAUAAACUUGAUUUCUUUCAUUGUUUCAAAGUAGGGCUGGGGAGAGACCUGGUGGGAUCCGGUCUUGUCUGGCUGUGUGAACUCGGCAUCUUUGACUAUGAGAAUUCCAGUCAAAACAUAGAUGACAGGCUUUGCAGAUGCCAUUCUCAUUUCAAACUCUGGGCUUUGACCGAAAAGUAUUCACCAGCUCGCCGUUCAUUUACCAAGUCUUUCAUGAAUCGGAAGACAUCAAUGGAUGCUGCCUGGAGCAACAGUAAAGGCAGUGACACGAUGAUUCUGCUCAAGUACUUGCGCUUUCAACUUUCUUUGGUGAUUCGGGAUGCAGGGACAGCAGUUGCGCAGCAUGUUCAGAUUUUGACACUUUUGCGUGAUGUUGUUGACCAGGGGAUUCAGAUGUGUGAUCUGAUCUAUUCCCACAAUAUCCUCCUUCCAAGGAAGUGUGCCUCCCGGCUGUAUCUACACAUCAUGGUUCUGAUCCGUGGCUACAAACGUGUGGCCGCACAUUGCUUGCAGCACAAUUUCUCAGGGUUCCGAUUGAAAGCAAAAUUACAUGCCAUCGCCCACAUUGGGCUGGAAAUCCGCGAGGGGCUGAAGACUGCAGCAGCACGUCUGCUGAACCCGGUGAUAUGGGCUUGUGAAUUGAAUGAGGAUCACAUUGGUCAUGUUGCCAGAGUGUCACGGAAGUUGGCUACUAAAACGUUAGGUCUUAGAAUGGCUCAAAGAUAUCUGCUGAAAUCCAAAGCGAUUUUCAGGCGGCAUUUUGCCAAACAAAAAUUCACGAAACCAAGAAAGGGUUGA
Messenger RNA from Cladocopium goreaui, 2826 nucleotides. The record is from the annotation of a GenBank genome assembly. NCBI's taxonomy places the organism in Eukaryota, Dinophyceae, Suessiales, Symbiodiniaceae.